Messenger RNA from Choloepus didactylus (southern two-toed sloth), 2142 nucleotides. It is a transcript of the gene ZSCAN10, whose product is annotated as zinc finger and SCAN domain containing 10. Gene Ontology annotation, biological process: regulation of transcription by RNA polymerase II. The record is from RefSeq and is a predicted model, not a curated record. Lineage: Eukaryota; Metazoa; Chordata; Mammalia; Pilosa; Megalonychidae. The transcript has 5 exons. Gene Ontology annotation, molecular function: RNA polymerase II cis-regulatory region sequence-specific DNA binding; DNA-binding transcription factor activity. Bases 1 to 2142 code for a protein of 713 amino acids.
AUGGGGCCGCGGGCGUCCCUGAGCCGGCUCCGGGAGCUGUGCGGCCACUGGCUGCGGCCGGCGUUGCACACCAAGAAGCAGAUCCUGGAGCUGCUGGUGCUGGAGCAGUUCCUGAGCGUGCUGCCCCAGCACCUCCUGGCCCGGCUGCAGGGCCAGCAGCUCAGGGACGGCGAGGAGGUGGUCCUGCUGCUGGAGGGCGUGCAAAGGGAGGCUAGCAACGUGGGACCGCUGGAUUUUAGUUUUAAUGCUGGCAAGAAUUGCCCCCAUGCAGACAUCACCUUGGAGGAACAGGGGGGCCCUUUCCAGGUCCCCAUUCAUACCCCCAAAAAGGAAGAACCCUCCGAAGAGCCUCCAGCCCUGAGUGCAUCGAUCGAACGAACCCCAUCGCAGCCAGGACCUGCCAGGCCUGCUGAGCCAGGGGUGUGGAGACUUCCCCCAAGUUCAAGGCAGCCGCUGAGCCCUGGUCCCAAGAGGAUGUCCCAGGCCCUGCAAGAGAGUGCUCUCCAGAGCCCGACACCUUGGCCAGAGGAGAUUUCCGGAGAUCAGGAGCUGGCGGAGGUGCUGGAGUCCCUGACUUUUGACGAUGAGCCUGUGAAGAAGGCUUGGCCUGGGCACCCCCUGGGAUUUGGAGGCAGACCCCCCAACAAGGAGGAAUUUAAACAGGAAGAGCCCAGAGGUGCUGCCUGGCCCGUCGCCAUCUCAGGACAGCCCCCGGCGAAUAGUCCCGGGGUGGGGGAGGCCGGUGGGGACGCGUCUCCCUGCGGGAGUGAAGCUGUGGAGGUCACGGCAGCCGGCCGCCCCCCGAAGCCCGAGUCCGGGAUGGAGUUCAUCUGCACCGAGUGCGGGGUGAGCUUCGGGCACCUGGCGCUCCUGGAGGCACACGUGCGGCGCACCCACUCCAGCGCGCGCCCCUUCCUGUGUCUGUGCUGCGGGAAGAGCUUCGGCCGCAGCUCCAUCCUCAAGCUGCACAUGCGCACGCACACCGACGAGCGCCCGCACACCUGCCACCUGUGCGGCCACCGCUUCCGCCAGAGCUCGCACCUGAGCAAGCACCUGCAGACGCACUCGACGGAGCCCGCCUUCCUGUGCGCCGAGUGUGGCCGGGGCUUCCAGCGCCGCGCCAGCCUCACGCAGCACCUGCUGGCGCACCACCGCAGCCAGAAGCCCCCGGGCCUGCCGGAGACCAAGACGGAGCCGCCGGAGCUGGUGGUCGUCUUGUGCUCCCACUGCGGCCAGACCUUCCAGCGCCGCUCCAGCCUCAAUCGCCACCUGCGCAUCCACACCCGGGAGCAGGAGUGCUCCAAGUGCUCCGCCAGCCUCUGCCCCGUGCCCGAGCACAGACCCUACGUGUGCGGGGAGUGCGGCAAGGCGUUCCGGCGCGGCGAGCACCUGGUGGCCCACCAGCGCGUGCACACGGGCGAGCGGCCCUUCUCCUGCCAGGCCUGCGGCCGCAGCUUCACCCAGAGCGCGCAGCUCGUCAGCCACCAGCUGGUGCACUCCGGCGAGAAGCCGCACCCCUGCCCGCAGUGCGGGAAGCGCUUCCUGCGGCGCGCGGGCCUCGCGCGCCACCUGCUGACCCACGGCGGCUCCCGGCCCCACCACUGCGCCCAGUGCGGGAAGAGCUUCAACCAGCCGCAGGACCUCACGCGCCACCGGCGCAGCCACACGGGCGAGAAGCCCUGCCGCUGCGGGGAGUGCGGGGAGCGCUUCCGCCAGAGCGCGCACCUGGCCCGGCACCAGCGCAUCCACACGGGCGAGAAGCCGCACGCCUGCGACACCUGCGGCCACCGCUUCCGCAACAGCUCCAACCUGACGCGCCACCGCCGCAGCCACACCGGCGAGCGGCCCUACGCCUGCCAGACGUGCGGCCGCAGCUUCCGGCGCAACGCCCACCUGCAGCGGCACCUGGCCACCCACGCCGGGCCCGGGGAGGCAGCGGCGGCCGAGGAGCAGCCGCCCGAGGCCCCCCAGGAGUGCCCGGAGUGCGGCAAGAGCUUCAGCCGCUCCCGCAACCUGCUGCGGCACAUGCUGGUGCACACCGGGGCCCGGCCCUACUCCUGCACGCAGUGCGGCCGCGGCUUCAGCCGCAACUCCCACCUGCUCCGCCACCUGCGCACCCACGCCCGCCAGACCCUCUACUAG